Messenger RNA from Tribolium madens (black flour beetle), 5101 nucleotides. RefSeq lists its product as uncharacterized. Bases 106 to 4743 code for a protein of 1545 amino acids. Lineage: Eukaryota; Metazoa; Arthropoda; Insecta; Coleoptera; Tenebrionidae. The transcript has 11 exons. Gene Ontology annotation, molecular function: protein binding. The record is from RefSeq and is a predicted model, not a curated record.
GUCAAACGUCAGAUUUUUAAAUGAUUGAGGUUGUCUAAUAACAUCGAUUUUUAGGUAAAACAAUCAUAAACAUGAAGUUAUAAAUAAUGUAAGCAAUUCAAAUAAAUGGUAUUUGUGACGAUGAUGACUGCUGCACAGGAUGUCUUCACUUUAAAGUGUAUAUUAAAUAAUAUAAAAAUCAGGCUGUGUUCUCGGAUAGAGAGUGGAGUCAAACAGCUUUUGGCUCUAAUUACAAGUGACAAUGAUGUCGUAUUUCAUUACACUUACGGUGAAUUACCUCCGGUAAUUAAGAGAGUUCCUUGGUUGUCAGAUUCAAAUAAAGUUAUUCAAGCUGUUUGUUUCGACCCUACUGCAACAUGGCUUUUAGUUGUUUCAAUUGAUGGUUCCUUGUACAUAAUUCCUGCAUUGAGUUUAACAGACAAAAAACAAAAAAUUGACUGCAAAUGGUCUCUGAACGAUAUAACCCAUUUCCCAAAGCAUUCACAAACGCCAGAUUCAAAACCUACAUGUGUUGUAUGGUGGCAAACUUUAGAUUGCAAUCAGAAUGCUUUAGUAGGCUACGAAAGUGGGGCUAUAGCUUUGAUAAGCUUAACUGAUGGACGAUGUUUGGGGUGUUGUGCAAUUUCCGAAACUGUGACGGGACUUUCACUGUGUCAAGACAAUACUCUAGACUCAGUUUCAUUAUUGAUAAAUGGAGACAGCGGUCAACAAUGGCGUCUAGUACUUGAACAAAACUCAGUUGGCUGUUUAUGGCCUCCUGAAUCAACAAACCAAUCAGAUGACUUGACGCGCUCAAGAUUGUAUAAUUUGAAGCAAAUGGGGGUGGAUAAGUUGGCAUCACUAAAACAAAGGUUGGUCGAGGCCAGAAGUGGCAGAAGGGAUAGUCAAAGUGAUACAGCAAGUGAAUCUUCACAUUCAGAAUCCACACAUUUAGGUCCUGAGCUAUUGCCUUGUCUUUGUGAUACUAUUUUUGCACCACAAUAUGCAAGAAAUCGUUACUUAUUUUCUGCGUUUUAUAAACCCACAAGUUUAUUAACUGUACAUGGAGUAGAUGUUGAUUCAGCGCCGUUGUUUGUCCACAAGUUGAUGAAUGGGACAAGUUCACUUUUAUUGACUGAUAAAUUGAUUUAUACUGUUAAUGAUGAAAGAAAUAUUAUUACUAUUGUUAGUACUCAAUUGUCCGAGUGUAGAAUGGAGGGCGAUGCAAAAUUCAAUCCUGAUGCGCUUGUUGCACAAUUUAUAAUUGAAAAAGAGAAAAUUUUGAAUAUUUACAAGUUGACAGACUUGAGUUGGGGAAGAAGCAGAAAAUAUAAAGAUGAACAAAGGAAGGAAAAACAUUAUGAAAUGCCUAAAACAGUAGAGGAUUUGAACAUAAAGAAACCAAGAGUUGACACUUGUGUGGUUAUCACUAAUGCUUCUGUAUACAAAGUUGUGAUUAGUUGCUCUCCCAUAAACAAAUUUGUCCAUUUUGUUACGGCUGAUAACGAUUUGGAAAAAGCUGAAAGAUUGUCAAUAAUUUUCGGCUUAAAUAUACAACAAUUACUGGAAGCAUGUGGCGAUUUAAUGAUUACUAAAGGAUCAUUCCAUUCUGGUAUAAUUUUGUAUAAACAAGCAAAAGUCCAUUUGUUGAAAAGAGUCCUCAAACUUGCCAUCUCAGCCGACUGUCGAACUCUUCUUAAAUUCGUACAUCUUUGUCUGAGUGCAAGUCGAGUAGAUAUGUCGAUGGCAACGAAAAUCCACAUUGGUAAUUUAGCCGUUAUGGCCUACACCGAAUUAAUCCUCCGACAUGGCGGACAGGCUCGAAUUUCAAACACUAAAGAUUUCAUGAAUUUCUUGCGUUAUGAAGAGUUCUAUGACCAGAUUUUAGCUGUUAACGUUGCCUGCCAAGCCGGUCAUUGGAACAUUGUUUCUUUAUUAGCCAAAUGUCGUGGUUUACAGCCUGAAGUUGUUACAGCUUUUGGCCAAAUACUUCAAAGUGCAAGAGCACCAAGACCCAACGAUCGUGAAUUUUUAUUCGCUCUUUCUGAACCGAGUUUAACACAAAGUCUUGUGAUUUUGCCUCAAAGUAGUAAAGAGAUUUUUAAUUUUGUUCGCACUAAUGUGGACACCUUUCCUGUUGACAUUCUUCAAAGAUUUGCCGUACAAUUAGAUCCGAGUCAGCCAUGUGUCAUCCCUUUAGUGAACAAAAUAUUUUACACGAAUAAAUAUUCGUCUAGUCUUGACACCACUAUAGAAUCCGUCGAUAUGGAAAAUCCGGAUAAGGCCUUAAUUACCAUAAAAGAUUUAAUAGAGACAUUUUUGUUCGUUUUAAUUAAACUCAUUGGGAAAACGGAUAAGGACGAAUACAAUAUCCAUUUGUUAGAUUUUACAGAUCCUCCUGAGCCUCCUGUCGAAGAAUCUUUAAUUAAUAAAAUGCCAGAUUUGCAUCACUUGAGUUGCGGCUUUGAACACGCUGCAGUCGUGCGAAAUUCGUGUCUUUACACAAUGGGGGUCUCCAGUUCCGGGUGUUUAGGUCUGGGUCCACUUCUUACUCAAAGUAGUCCUCCGAAAUUAGUCCAAACUUUAUUCGACCUAAAAGUCAAAGUCUUGAGUGUUAGUUGUGGUCGCAAACAUACACUCGCUUUGACUGACUACGGGAUUUAUGGUUGGGGUUCAAAUACUUACGGUCAACUCGGUUUAGGUCCUCUAAUACAAGAGAGUCCCUACCCCCAAAUUAUCACAACUCUUGCUUUCAAAAAAAUUGUCCAAAGCAGUGCUGGACAAUACCAUACAAUUGCAUUGACAUCUAGCGGCGAAGUGUACACUUGGGGAUGGGGUAUUCACGGCCAACUCGGUCAUGGUGACUGCGACAAUGUCUACUACCCUAAAUUGUUGCCGUUUAAACAUAAAGUUAUACAAGUGGCGGCAGGUCAUGCACAUAGUUUGAUUUUAACAAGAGAAGGUAAACUGUUCGGAUUCGGUUCCAAUGUUUUUGGACAAUUGGAGUAUUGCCAACUUGAUUCAAACAAAUCCACUCGACCUGUUUUGAUUUUGAUUAUGCCGGAUAUUUAUACUCCUAUUGAAAAAAUUGCGACUGGAUACUUUCAUAACAUCGCUGUUCGUGCAGAUCAAGACGUUUAUACUUGGGGUGCUAGCCCCCAAGAAGUCAGAAUUUUACAAUCAAAGAAUCUGCAGAAACAAAAUGGUUUGUCGUUGAAAGGGCCCGAUUCGUGGAAAGCGAGUGUUCAUGUUUAUUCCGGUGGUAAUAAAAAACCAAUAGAACAAGUCGUUGUUGGUUACAGACAUUCAGUUAUUUUGCACAACGGAAAGUUAUUGUGGGGUAAAAACAAAGACGAUGAACUUAGUCCCCCCAAACUUAAUGAUAAAGAUAAUAUUAGUUUUUUUGCGCACAAGUUUAUACAUGUCUCGUGUGGAUUAGAUUACACUAUGGCGAUCGAUCAUGCUGGGAAGCUUUUAGCUUGGGGAAGCCCCUCUAUGGCUCAGACAAUUCUCGGACGCUCUCUAGAUGAAGACAACAAAGCUACAACUGAAGGCAAAGUCAUUGUAUUUAAAAAUACUCGCAGAGUGAUCAAGUUUCCCAAUAAUUUCGAUGGAAAUACGGAUAAUUUUCCAGUUGAAGUUCCGGGAUUGCCGUCAAUGGCCAUAACUUUUAAUCCCUCUGACCAUAGGUCAUUAUUUAUUAAAAAAUACGUACCUUACGCUGUAUUGCAAAUAGAGAACGAUCAAGACUUUGAUCAAACGUUCAAACCUCCAACAAAAAACACAUCACCACUUAAUUUUAUUCAAAACAUUCCUAAAUUUAAAUUCGGACAAAAGACAUUACAUUAUGCUCUCGAAACGUAUCAUGGAUUUUACGAUUCAGAGAAUGUCAUGUUCAAGUGUUUGGAUAUAAAUAAUUACCAAGGUGCUAGUAAAAUCGCGAUGUUGAAUGGUCAUUUUGGCGAUAGUUUGGGAUUUCAAUUGACGGCUUUUAAAAAAUAUAUGGAUUCGUGUGAUUUGGAUUUAGAUUCGAUUUUUGUAAAUAAGGAACAGUAUGAUAAUAUUAAGGAGAAAGAACAGGACUUUGUCGAAUUCGUUGUUAAGAAUAUCCAAGAGGAUUUUGGAGAGAAACAUUAUUUAAAUUCGCCGGCACACAUUUUCAGUUCAAGUUCGUCUCUUGACAGCAUAAGACAGUGGGGUGACGAUGUGGAACAUCAGGGCGGCCGUGAGAGUCCUUGUGAAAUGUCUGACAUAGGAGACAUCCGAGAAAGUAUGAGCCAUUACGUACAAUCAUUAAAAAGUAACGAUAAUUCACCUCCAAUUACAAGUGUUUCAAAACGAGUCUCAGAGUCAGACAGUAUUAAAAAGAGAGUGCUCAACGAUGAAGAAUUCAUAGACCUAGAAAUAAAAGAUCAAAGGACUCGCAAAGUAAUAGAAAACGCAUCGAAAUUGAUCGAAUUUUAUAUAAGAAAAAUUUACGUGUCUGAAAACCAUAUUUUAAUGCAGAACGCUUUAAUGAAAUGUAUCGAUUUUUGGUUAAGUAAUAACUUGCCGGUUCCUAUUUUAGAGAAUGUACUUUUAAAAAACAUGGACAAGUAUUUUUAUCCUUUGUCAAUCUUAUUGUUUUGUAAAAAUUUCACCAAUGGUUUGGACGACGAAAUUAUCAAAGAAAAAGGAGAUUCUGCGGGAUUUUUAAAGGAAUUUUCAACUAAAUUUUGCCUUCAUCUGUGUUCUAUGGUGUUAGAAAAUGUCAAUAAAGCGUAAUCGGCCAAAAUUUGACCGACCCAUUUUCGUGUUUGCUUAAAAUGUGUGGUGACACAAAAGUAAAGUUCAAAAACGACAACCGUAUUUAUACUAGUCUUGAUUAGAUCUCAUUUGAUGUGUAGUCAUUAUGUUUAGUUGUCUUCCAGGUUUUAGAAUACAUGAUGAUACAUUACAGUUUAAGAAAUUGCAUAUUUUUUUUGUGAUAACGUUUCAGCUCAGAGCUAAUGCACAAUUUAUAUAGCAUCACAUCAAUUUCGUUAUGUAAUUUUAGUAAACCCAUAUUUUAUGUAUUUGUGCAGAUAUUAGGUAAUAUGUAGGUCUUCAAAUGUAUUUUCAAUAAACUUAUUCAAACACAAAA